AUGAGCGAAUCCAUCAUCCCUCCGCGCAAUUCGUCAGGGAGUAUGAAAAAGACCAUCCAGCCCACUGCCGAUUGGGCGGUUGACAUCGAUCAUGGCGCGGAAACCGAUCUCCAGCGGACGCUAUCCACCCGCCACAUCACCAUGAUUGCCCUAGGGUCAUCGAUUGGCAUGGGAUUAUGGCUAGGCAGUGGAACAUCCCUAGCAAAUGGUGGUCCAGCGGCCAUCUUUAUCGGUUAUCUCUUGAGCGGUACCAUGAUCUGGUCGGUCAGCCAUUCCAUCGGCGAAAUGGCCGUAAUGUAUCCUCUGCCUUCGGCAUUCAUUCAAUGGACCUCGAUCUUUGUUGACCCGGCAGCCGGGUUUGCCUUAGGAUGGGCAUACUGGUUCUCAUACUGGAUCACCAUCGCCAACGAGUUACAAGGUGUCGUGACUGUUCUCAAUUUCUGGACCGACAAGGUGCCCACGGCAGCCUGGAUCACUAUCUUCUGGGUCGUGAUUAUUCUUAUCAACGUGUGGGCUGUCAAGUUCUUUGGAGAAGUGGAAGUUGUUUCAUCUUCGAUCAAAUUCGGGUGGAUUAUCAUUGUUAUUAUCUCCCUGAUUGUCGUAUCUGCAGGAGGCGCCCCUGCUGAGGGCCCUAUCGGCUUUCGGUAUUGGAACUCGUACGCCUUCACGAACGGAUUUAAAGGCUUCCUCAGUGUCAUGCCCACUUGUAUCUUUGCCAUGUCUGGAUCCGAAAACUGCGCUCUGGUUGCAGCCGAAACCUCCAACCCCAGAAGAGCUGUCCCCAAGGCUGUGGGAUCGAUCUGGCUGCGUCUUUCCUUAUUUUAUAUCCUAGGCUCCCUCAUGAUCACUAUUACGGUUGACCCAAAGGACAACAAUCUCUUCGGCGCUUCGGGAGUCAACGCCUCGCCAUUUGUCAUUGCCUAUCGCAACGCGGGUCUCGAGCCUUUGGCCCAUAUAAUGAACGCCGUAGUUUUCAUCUCGGUCGUGUCCACGGGAAGUAUCUCUGGAUAUGCCGGGUCCCGUGCUCUUAUGGGGCUGGCCCAUGUGAAGAUGGCGCCCAAGAUCUUCGGAAAAGCAGAUAAGGUCGGACGUCCCCUAGCCGGACUCUUCAUUACUCUUCUCAUCGGAGGUGGCCUGGGCUACCUCAAUGUGAACAACAGCGGCGAGGAAGUCUUCACAUGGUUCUCCAAUCUCACGUCUCUGUUCACUCUGUUCGGCUGGGGGAUGAUCUGUCUAUCGCACCUCCGGAUGCGUUAUGCCUGGAAAGUCCAGGGCCGCGAUGUAUCCGACCUGCCUUGGAAAAGCUGGACGUUCCCUUACGCGGCCAUCUGGGGACUGGGAUGGUGUAUUUUGCUCAUUAUUGCGGAGUUCUAUCUGAGUGUCUGGCCGCUUGGAGGACAGACCACGGCGAAGAACUUCUUUGCCAACUAUGUCAGUGUUGUUGCUAUCGUCGUCAUUUAUAUUGGGGCCAAGAUCUACUAUCGUGGGCCGUUCUGGGUGGAUUCCCGGACAAUCGAUCUCGACAGUCUCCGGCGGUUCUAUGUCAAGACUGGCGAUGAAGAAUCCGUGGAGGACAAACCGGGCGCGAUGGGGCAUGUCUCCAAAGCGGUUCGAUUUUUGUUCAAUUAA
Aspergillus oryzae RIB40 is the source of this 1629-nucleotide messenger RNA. RefSeq names its product putative amino acid transporter. The record is from RefSeq and is a predicted model, not a curated record. The transcript is spliced from 4 exons. The coding region runs from base 1 to 1629 and encodes 542 amino acids. Gene Ontology annotation, cellular component: membrane. Lineage: Eukaryota; Fungi; Ascomycota; Eurotiomycetes; Eurotiales; Aspergillaceae. Gene Ontology annotation, biological process: amino acid transmembrane transport. Gene Ontology annotation, molecular function: amino acid transmembrane transporter activity.